AAGAAAAAAAAAUGAAUCACCAAAUGCGUAUUGAAUUGGAUGAAGAGAAAAAAAUGAAUCAUGAAAUGAAUAUGGAAUUGGAUGAAGAAAAAAAGAUAAACAAAGAAAUAAAUAUACUAUUAGAAGAAAACAAAAACAAAAUUAUACAAAUAAAUUCUUGUCUACAAAAAGAAAAAGAAAUAAACGAACUAUUAAAUAUCCAAUUAGAAGAUAAAAAAAAUAACAUUCAAGAGCUUAAUAUUAAAUUAGAAGAUGAAAAAAAAUUGAAUGAACAAAUAAAUGUAACAUUGGAAAAUAAAAUAAAUAAUAUUCAAGAGUUAAAUAUUAAAUUAGAAGAUGAAAAAAAAUUGAAUGAACAAAUAAAUAUAACAUUGGAAAAUAAAAUAAAUAACAUUCAAGAGUUAAAUAUUAAAUUAGAAGAUGAAAAAAAAAUGAAUCAACAAAUAAAUAUACAAUUGGAGGAAGAAAAAAACAAAAUUAUACAAAUAAAUUCUCAUUUAAAAAAAGAAAAAGAAAUAAAUGAAGAAUUAAAUAUUCUACUAGAAAAUAAAAAAAAUAACAUUCAAGAAAUUACUAUUAAAUUAGAAGAACAAAAAAAAGUAAAUGCAGAACAAUAUAUACAAU
Messenger RNA from Plasmodium reichenowi, 624 nucleotides. RefSeq lists its product as hypothetical. Gene Ontology annotation, biological process: regulation of DNA-templated transcription. The record is from RefSeq and is a predicted model, not a curated record. Gene Ontology annotation, cellular component: RSF complex. The annotation marks the transcript as partial. The transcript has a single exon. Lineage: Eukaryota; Apicomplexa; Aconoidasida; Haemosporida; Plasmodiidae.